AUGGAAGAAUUCAAUAUUGAUUCCAUAUUAUCCAAUAUAGUUGACCUUAAUGAAACUAAUUGGACGCCCAUAUCGAAAAUUCCCAUUGUUUUAAAAGAGAUUGAAAAAGUAAAAACAGAAAUGAAAACAUUUUUGAACAAUAAUGACUUUGAUAUAUCAGCUGUUCUAAAAGAGUCCAAUGAAUUAUGUGUUGAAAGUCAGCAUCUAAUCAAGGAAAUGGAGACUUGUAAACAGGAAAUUGAAGAGGUUACUAUGGAUGAAAUACUCACAUCUAUUGAGAGUCAUGAUUUAAUUACCAAAGAAUUAGAAACUGUUAACUUUGUGUAUAAAAUAGUCAGUGACAUUAUCUACUGUGGGAAAUAUGUAAAAGAAUAUGAGGAGAGAAAAGGAGAUCAGAGUUAUUCAAGAGCUGUUGACAUUGUGUAUGAUUUACUAACUUAUGUUGAUAAUCAUUCAGAGAGCUUUAAUCACUUGGAAAUAUAUUCUAAUGCAAAAGUUACUGGGCAGCUCAUAUUAGAAGGAGUAAUGCAUGAAUUAUUAACUGAAUGGGAAAGAAUGGUAAACUAUGGCACUAGAAUAGAUAAAAAGAACUGUACUAUUGCAACCAUUACUGUAGCAAUAAGUGAAUCUCUAUCAAGUAUAGACAUACUGAAUGCGCUGGAUAAGUGUAAAAAGUUGGAAGAAAGAGUUACAGCCUUAGCACAGUUUAUUUUGAAGGAGAUUCUUAUACCUUUCAUGCAUCACCUUUGCUUAACCGAGUCUGAAUGUGAUGAGGUUUCUAUUGUGUGUGUGUCUAUUGAACAGAAACCAAAUUAUAAACCAACUUAUGAUGAAGUAAUAGGAAAUAUUAGAUUAUUUUUCCAGUACUUAAGAGAAAAAUUAAAUAUUGAAUUUAGAAGAUCAGUUACUUUAUUAAGUUUGAUUGGUCAACAAAUUUGUGAUGAAUUUUGUGAAAUGAUUAUUAAGGAUGUUUUUAUUCACACUGUUCCAAAUAAUAUUACAGAUCUACAAUCAUACAAUACGGUUACUUCUGUAAUACAAGAUUUUCAAGAUUUUCUUCGCUCAGUCUACUUUUUUCCUGAGAAUGGACCUUCAUUAUUAAGUUAUAUGGAUAAUAUAGACUUUCUUUUUGCUGAUAAGUCAAGCCAAUAUUUCUUGGAAACGGCAAGAGGAAUUAUGGUCAAAGACUUGAGUAUAUCAAUGUCAAUUGGGGUUGAGAAAAUACCUGAUAACAGUCGUCAAAUGAAGAUGACCAAUAAUGAUGAUGUUGCAGAGGCAUUGGCCAUUCUUGAUAAGACAAUUCCACAAAGUCUUUUUUACUUCCCUAGAUGUAUGAUCUCAAAGACAACUCAAGAGUUGUUAGAUUUAGUUUAUGGGCUUAUGGAGCAAGCAGUACAAUGCACAGAUUUUGUUUGUAGAAAAUUAUAUAAUACUUCUCGGUUCAUUUUUGAAUUAUAUGAUGCUGUUGUUCCAUACCAUCAUGAAAACUUCCUGCUGACCAUACCACAAUAUGUUGCAUUAUUCCAUAACAACUGUUUGUACCUUGCACACAAUUUGCAAACACUAGGUGAUAAAUGGCUUAACCUGAUGGAAGGCCGUCAAGUCAACUAUGCAAUCAACUUCUUAGACCUUGUUCAGAAGAUGAGAGAGCUUGGUUACAAGUACCUCACCAUGCAAAUGCAGCAGCAGAGGAAACAAAUUUUGGAUAAUAUUCGCACCUCCGAUUUAAAUUGCAUGGUUGGAAAAGAUGCACUCGGUGAAAACGCAGAAGCAGCAGUGAGACAGUGUCUUCGUCAAUUGCAGUUACUCAAGAAUGUUUGGAUCGGAGUCUUUCCGGCUAAUGUAUUCACCAGAUUAAUGGCAACACUAGUCAACAUGUUUAUGGAUGAGUUAAUACAUAGAGUGUGCACCGUUGAAGACAUUCCCGUGGAGAUGGCAACACAGCUCACAGACAUGUACAACUUGGUUGUGCUGAAAGUACCACAUUUGUUCCAUAAAACCGCUGACGUUGAAAAGCACGUGAAGGCCUGGCCAAAGUUUAAGGAGGUUAUCUUUGUUCUUGGAGCAUCUCUUAGAGACCUUGAUAGUCACUGGAAUGACGGAAGUGGACCACUAGCAAUAUACUUCAGUACAGAAGAGUUAAGGAGUCUCAUUAAAGCCUUAUUCCAGAACACACAGUACCGCGCAAAUUUCCUUCUCAAAAUUAAAUAGAUUGUAGUCCAUAUCUAAAUUAAAUGGUGUUUGAUUA
This is a messenger RNA of Pieris rapae (cabbage white), 2248 nucleotides long. It is a transcript of the gene Zw10, whose product is annotated as centromere/kinetochore protein zw10 homolog. Bases 1 to 2211 code for a protein of 736 amino acids. The transcript is spliced from 5 exons. Gene Ontology annotation, cellular component: RZZ complex. NCBI's taxonomy places the organism in Eukaryota, Metazoa, Arthropoda, Insecta, Lepidoptera, Pieridae. The record is from RefSeq and is a predicted model, not a curated record. Gene Ontology annotation, biological process: mitotic spindle assembly checkpoint signaling; endoplasmic reticulum to Golgi vesicle-mediated transport.